CGCACCGCCCAUUGGCUGUCGCGCGGGGCAGGCGGAAGCGGGGCCGCCGCGAGCUCCCUUCAGCGUGAUGGCGUCGGCACUGGCGCCGCCGGGGCCGGGACUCGCUCUCGACAAGGGGCUGGAGCUCGUCCUGCGGGAGGCCGUGGCGGCUCUGGGCCGGCCUGGGGAAGGGUUGGUGGCGGCGCUGGGCGCGGUACGCGCCGCUCUGGCGGCAGCGGGCGGCCCGGCCGCCCUCGGGGAGCGGGAGCGGGCGCUGUUCGGCGCCUUCCUGCGCAGACUGGUCCGGGCGCCUGGCGCGGCGCGGCCCGAGGGCCUGUGGCAGCGCUGCUUCCUGGAGGGCCCGCCCGGCCUCGUGUUCUGCGUCUUGCUGGAGGCCCUUGGCUCUGCGGGCUCUGGCCUUGACCCGAGGGAGGUAGUUGGGGUCCUGGAGCAGUUCCUGCAGCAGGGCCGGCUGUCAGCAUUACUGUGGGAGGUGUGUCAGCCGCAGGCACAGGCAGGCUGCCUGGAGCUGCAGGGCACCCUGCUCAACACGAUCGUCUGUUUGCCCGAGCAUGUGAGCAAUAAACUUCAGGGGAAAAACCCACCAGUGUUCUUCCCACAGAACUACUUCCCUCUCCUGGGUGAUGCAGUUCUCCAGGUGCUAGAGAAGAUCUCUGACUCUCUGCGGGGUGGCUUGGACUGCUCCAUCUCUUUUGUUUCUCAUGUCCUGGGGAAGGUGUGCGUUCAUGGACGGCAAAAGGAAAUUCUGGGAGUUUUGGUUCCCCGCCUGACAGACCUCACCAAGUCAGACUGCAUUUGGCAGAGGAUAUGCUGGCAGUUGGUGGAAUGUGUGCCAGACCGCUGGAUGGAAGCAGUGGUCCUUGGUUUUGUGCAGAGUGCACCUGGGGCAGAUGUCUUGUCCAGAUUGCUGGGUAACCUGGUUGUGAAGAACAAGAAGGCUCAGUUUGUGGUCACACAGAAGAUGCUGCUCUUGCAAUAUGGCCACACGACAGCCGUGCUGCAGAACCUCCUUGGCUACCUGUCCCUGGACAGCGUCCGGCGCACCUUGUUGCUCAGAGUGCUGCAGGAGCUGUUGGAGACCUGGAGCAGCAGCAGUGCUGUGAAACACUCCCCAGCUGAGCAGCAGCUGUACAUUAGCAAGGCCAUCCUCAUCUGCCUCUCCCACCUGAAGGAGCCUGAAAUUGCAAGCUGCAGACAAGAGCUUCUGACAAGCAUGAUGGAGGGUGUGAAAUGCCACUUGGAGAGCAGUCUGCCACAACUGCGGCGUCUGGGCAUGGUGGUGGCAGAGAGCAUCAGCUUGAGCAUAAACACUGAGGGGCCUGUCCUGAAGUUUGAGUAUGAAGAGGACGAUGAAACAAGAGAAUUGAAGUCCCUUCUGGUGCAGACUCCAUCAUUCUGUGUUGUCCCCAGCCUUCCAGAUGAUGACAGGAGUGAGAAAGCAGGUGCUGCGCUGCCGCUGGUACCAGAGAGUAAUGAGAAAUCCUCUACUGCAGCCCCUGUGAUGCCAGAUGAGGAGUCAGAUGCUGAACUUGACAGUGAUGAUGACCUCAUCCCUUACGACAUGUCUGAGGAUAAAGAGCUAAAAAUUAAGGCUCCUGUGUAUAUCCGAGACUGUAUUGAAGUUCUGACUGGAUCAAGAUCUGAAGAUGUGGACAAAUGGGAAGCUACAAUCAAGGCACUUGAGAGCUUGGUUCGGAGGAAUCCAGCAGCAACAAGAGAGGUUAGUGUGGAGCUGGCAAAAAUAUUAUUGCAUCUGGAGGAGAAGAGCUGCAUUGAAGGCUUUGUGGCACUCCGUCAAAGAGCUCAAGUAGCUGUUUUAACCACAGACCCAAUACCUGUUGCAGAGUACUUGACAUCCCAGUUCUACUCUCUGAACUACAGUCUGCGUCAGCGCAUGGACAUCCUUGAUGUAUUGGUUUUGGCAGCUCAGGAACUGUCCUGUCCCAAAUUCCAUGGGAAGACUACACAUUCUGAUGUCCAAAAGCCUUGUAUCCAGCUCCCUCCAGCAAGUGACAGCUCUAAGGGCUGGAGAAGAAUUGUUGAUGAGAGGAUCAAAAGCAAGACUCGCAGAUUUGAUAGGGGUCAGUCUCGUGUGGAACUGGCUUCCCACCCAAACAAGUUCAGUUCUGUUGCUGGGUAUUUCUUUUUCCCGUUGAUUCAGCACUUUGACAGGCCUUUAACAACAUUUGAUCUUCUGGGAGAAGAUCACUUAGUCCUUGGAAGACUGGUUCACACUUUAGCAGUUCUGAUGUACUUGGCUGUCAACACUGUGGCAGUGACAGCAAUGGGAAAGGCACUGCUGGAAUUCGUUUGGGCACUGCGUUUCCACACAGACUCGUAUGUGCGCCAGGGCCUUUUGUCCUGUAUCUCCUCCCUGCUACUCAGUGUCCCUACAGAACGGAUGCUGGCAGACAUGACAGAAGAGCUGUUGGAGACUCAGUCCUGGCUGGGAGCGUGUCCUAUGACUGACUGUUGGCCCUUCAACCUGUUGGCUGCAGACCUGGCCCUGUCUGCUUACUGGAUGCUUUGGGACUUACCAGCUGCAGAGAGAGAGGAGAAUCCACUUUGGACUUGUCCAUCAUUACCCUUAGUUGCCCUGCUGGACUUGCCACAGCUGCCUUUGAGGGAAUUCCCCACCCCUUGCAAGUGCUCUGCAGCUAUGUCAUGGGUAAGUGAGGUUUAUGUCAGGACCAACAGGACACUCUGUGUGCCACACAGGUGCCUUGUGCCUCCCAUGCAGUGCCAGCAGUGCCAGGUCCAUACUGGUGGAACAGAAACAGCACCAAUAGUACUCUGAGCUUUUGAGCUUGUUCCAAUCUGCCUUGUAACCUUCCUUUUUGUCUUCUGCAGAGGGAGUAUGGAAGCACCAGGGUGCAGCUCUCUCUGGAUUAUAAAUAGCUGUGCUCCAGUGACAUGAGUCAUGUGUUUGGGCUGACAGUGCUGGGCUCCCAGCACACUACUCGUGCGUACAGGAUAUCCUCACACAGGCUCCCUGCUCUUCCAGGCUCCCCUGCUCAGACAUCCUGCAUGCAUCCUGGUUGUUACUUUGCAGGCUCAUUAAGGGCCCCUGGAAUAACAGCUGCUGGGAACAGCCUCACACUGCCCUUACGUGCUGUGGGAAAUGUGGAACCCGUUGAUCAGAAGAUUGGUUUCUCAGAGUGGAGAAUAUGCUGAAGCUUGGGGCCUGUCUCUUUCUUUCCCCGUUGGCAUCAUGACCCCAAAUUCAGGAAGGAGCACUGACCAUUUUAGAUUGCAAGAAUGGCAGAGUGGAGACUUCAGACUGUGAAGAAAGUGGAUUUCUAGCUACAGACUUCACUCAUGCUUGUAGCUCAGCUGUAUAAAGCUUUUGUGUAGCUCAGGGUGACAAGUACAAAUUCUGGCAUGGAGAUUAUCCCAUGGGAUCCAAGGUCAGACAGUUUCUACAGUGUUUCAGUCCAACUGACUGUUUCUCCUAAAAAACUGGAGCACUACCCCAUGUGACAGUCAGGGCUUGGCUGAACUCAUGCUGCUUUACAUGAUCAAGUUUGUGCAUCUCUGCCUUCUGGCCUAAUGCAGUUCCUGCAAGUCCUGAUGUCCAGUCCAGCCGAAGGUGCAAAUGCUGUUGUUUAGUUCUGUGAUUGUCAGUAAAAUAGUGAGAAGUGUUAAGGGCACUUUUUCCCAUUCCCCAAUUAACAGUGGCUGCUUCUUUUGUAGAUGUGAUGGAGAAAGACCCUGAUGAAGACUGCAGAAGGCUGGCCCUGCAAAACUUGCUGCUAAUGGAGAACCUGAAAAAGAAACUUGAAGCUGUUCCUUCCUAGCUGAAGGGUAACAGAAAUGACCUUUACCUUGUGCUCUUGCCAGCUGGAUGUAUUUGGGCACUGCUGGGGCCUUUUCAGCAGUCACCUGGCUGGAGGAGAGGAAGAAGGGGGAAGGGUGCUGAGCUGUAAGCCAGCGAGCUUGACUUGACAUCUGGACUUUGUAGUGGAGGCCAAUUGAGUGAGCUCUGGGUAUCCGGUACAGCGUGUACAGAUGCAGGAAGGUAGGCAAGCGCUGCCAUCCUCCCGCGCCCCCAGCCCCC
Pyrgilauda ruficollis (rufous-necked snowfinch) is the source of this 4057-nucleotide messenger RNA. It is a transcript of the gene TELO2, whose product is annotated as telomere maintenance 2. Gene Ontology annotation, molecular function: Hsp90 protein binding; telomeric repeat DNA binding. The transcript has 21 exons. Gene Ontology annotation, biological process: protein stabilization; telomere maintenance via telomerase. Bases 68 to 2797 code for a protein of 909 amino acids. The record is from RefSeq and is a predicted model, not a curated record. Gene Ontology annotation, cellular component: cytosol. Lineage: Eukaryota; Metazoa; Chordata; Aves; Passeriformes; Passeridae.